AUGGACAAGUUCAACUUUGUUAGAAAUGGGAUGAUCAGAUUGCCUCCUGGUUUUCGUUUCCAGCCUACAGAUGAAGAGCUGGUCUUUCAGUACCUAAGAUGCAAAGUCUUUUCAUGCCCUCUGCCUGCUUCAAUAAUUCCUGAGGUCAAUGUUUGCAUGUAUGAUCCUUGGGAUUUGCCAGGUGAUUUGGAGCAAGAGAGAUAUUUCUUCAGCAACAAGGAAUCAAAAUACAGGAAUGGGAGCAGAGCCAACAGGGUGACAAGUUCUGGUUACUGGAAAGCCACCGGCACUGAUAAAAAGAUUGUAUCUUCAAGGAGGAACCAUAUUGUGGGGAAGAAAAAGACUCUUGUUUUCUACAGAGGAAAGGCUCCAAAUGGUUGUAAAACUGAUUGGGUCAUGCAUGAGUAUUGCCUUGUCAAUGCAGAAACUACAGCCUCCAUCAACACAGCCGAGGUGAGUUUACAAUAA
Prunus armeniaca (apricot) is the source of this 468-nucleotide messenger RNA. The record is from the annotation of a GenBank genome assembly. Lineage: Eukaryota; Viridiplantae; Streptophyta; Magnoliopsida; Rosales; Rosaceae.